Talaromyces proteolyticus is the source of this 1041-nucleotide messenger RNA. Its product is annotated as putative epoxide hydrolase. The record is from RefSeq and is a predicted model, not a curated record. The transcript has a single exon. NCBI's taxonomy places the organism in Eukaryota, Fungi, Ascomycota, Eurotiomycetes, Eurotiales, Trichocomaceae. The coding region runs from base 1 to 1041 and encodes 346 amino acids. Gene Ontology annotation, molecular function: hydrolase activity.
AUGUACCCGAGUAUUUUCUCCUGGUGCUAUACAGCAACAUGGCUCUUUUCCGCCCUUCUUGCUGUCGAAGUGACCGUUAAUGCUGCAAAUUCACCACCUCCUUCGCGUCUCGCACCUCUCAAAUUUGCAAAUACCUCCACACUCAACGUUGCAUACUACGAGACCGGACCAUCUAAUGGAUCCGCCGUUAUCCUGGUGCAUGGGUUUCCUUAUUCAAUAGAUGCCUUCGCCCCGGUGGUCCCUCUACUUAGGGAGAAAGGAUACCGGGUGGUCGUACCCUACCUCCGAGGGUACGGCGAAACGUCGUUCAUCCACCCUAGCACUGCCCGAAGCGCAGAACAAGCGGCCCUCGGAUCAGACAUCAUCGCCUUAAUGGAUGCAAUCAACAUCGAUAAGGCAAUAUUUGCUGGAUAUGACUGGGGCACGGUGGCCGUUAAUGUCGCGGCGGCAGUGUGGCCGGAACGCUGCAACGGGCAUGUCGCAGCAAAUAGCUAUUUGAUUCAGAAUCGAACCACUGCUUGGGUUCCUCUAAGCCCUGACGCGGAGGCGUUACGUUGGUACUACUACCUUUUUUUGACUGCGCGGGGUGCAGCUGGCCUUUCGUCCAACCCCAAAAACUGGGCACGCACCCUUUGGCAAAAAAAUUCUAUCGGCUGGGAGUUCUCAGAAGAAUAUCUCGACAUAACAGCGACAGCGUUUGAGAAUCCAGAUUAUGUCGACAUUGUUGUCAACUUUUACCGCAACAGGCUGCUGUAUGCUCCUGGAGAUCCAAGAUACACUGAUUUGGCUGCCCUCCUUGACGCACAACCACCGAUUUCUGUACGCUCAGUCACAUUCGAUCCUGAAAACAGCGUUGUCUUUCCACCGACAAACGGGUCGUCAACGGCCCAGUAUUUCACAGGCCCAAGAUGCCAUUAUGUCCUUCCUAAUGUUGCUGAGAAUGUACCUUUCCAAGCGCCGGGAUUGUUUGCGAGUGCGGUCUUUGCGGUAGAUGGGUUGCCUGUGGUUGGAGGAGAUUAUGUCUGUCAAAAGGAAUUGUGA